Molecule: messenger RNA, 2646 nt
Organism: Momordica charantia (bitter melon)
Lineage: Eukaryota; Viridiplantae; Streptophyta; Magnoliopsida; Cucurbitales; Cucurbitaceae
Product: ArfGap/RecO-like zinc finger domain-containing protein
Molecular function (GO): GTPase activator activity
Source: RefSeq, a predicted model, not a curated record
AACCGUUAGUAACGGCCUCCCUCCCCGCUGUGCUUUCCCGCCAUUGAAACAUCCACCUACUUUCUCGUAUACAUGGCUGAACCUAAUCCCUCGACCCUUUGUCCCUGCUAUUCUUUGCGAUCCGGCUCGUUUCUCUGUUCUUCAUAUUCUCUUUCGCCAUUGCGGUUUCGCCUAGGGUUCUUCUGCGCGUCUCCCCAUGCCAUUUCACUCUUAAUUUGCAUCGUCGAUCAGUAGCUUUGAAAUUUGAAAGAUGCCAAAACGCGUCAAGGAAGAAGACAAAAUUGAAAGGACCAUUCGUAAUCUUCUGAAACUUCCAGAGAACCGAAGAUGUAUUAACUGCAAUAGUCUGGGACCGCAAUAUGUUUGUACAACAUUCCUGACAUUUGUCUGUACAAAUUGUAGUGGAGUACAUCGUGAGUUUACUCAUCGAGUAAAAUCAGUGUCAAUGGCAAAAUUCACGGCAGAUGAGGUGACUGCUCUUCAAGCAGCAGGCAAUGAGAGAGCACGGCAAAUAUAUUUAAAAACAUGGGAUCCCCAGCGUCAUACUUAUCCAGAAAACAGCAAUCUCCAUCGGCUUCGGGACUUCAUAAAGCAUGUCUAUGUUGACAGGAAAUACGCGGGUGAGAAAAGUGUUGAUGAGCUCCCGAGGUUGAGACUUACUGAUAAGGACUCAUCACAAGAAGGGAGAAAGACUACUCCGUAUUAUGGUGGUUUACAGAGCCUGCAAGAUGAAAUGCCAAGAUCUAGUUCAAAGAGGGAACUUAGGAGUCCAAUUUUUUACUACGAUGAGAGAAGCAGUCCUCGUUAUUCAAAAGAAAACUCCAGAUCUGGAGGCUAUAGGAGAAGCCUCACACGCAUUGAGGUUGUAGAUAAUAGAAUCAAAGAUGAUAGACAUGGAAUUCGCAAGCUCGCAAGUGGAGAUUUCCAAUCGACUAUCCAGUUAAACCGUAGUCAAGAAAACUUAGAGAAGUCUUUUCCUGCAUUGGCACGUGAUAAUAAAGAUACGACGGUCAAAAUUGAACCUCCCAGAAGAGUUGAGGAGGAUGUUAGAACAAAUAAAGGGAUGGGCGCUGGUGGUUCUGAUCAGAAUGUUGUUCGUGCCAAUCCAGUGGAAACUAAAAUAGACAACGUAGAGAGCCUAAUUGACUUUACCAGUCCUGAGCCUUCUGAGGCUGCUACUGCCACAUCACAGACCCAAGAGAUGCCUUCAUCUAAUAAUGACAACUGGGACGCUUUUGAGUUAUCUUCAACGAAAAACACAUCAGCAGCGCCCAGUGCAAAUACUUUGGAAGCUUUGCUUUUUGAAUUAUCAGUACCAUCAUCUGGAGCUGGAGCUGAUAAUAAUCUGACUGAUGGACCUAUAAAAGCUGAUGCUCCAUCAACUGUUUCUGGAAGUACUCUUACACCGGAUUUCACUACGAGGCAGACAGCACUACCAAUUAGCUUUGAGUGUUCCGUAGCUGGAUCAACUGAAAAUGUACUACUGCAACCUUCUAGUGCAAGCCCUCCACAACUCACAUCCAAUAAAGGUGGUGACAUUGCACUAGAAGUUAUUAAUGGACAGCAGCCUCCAAACACGCAGCAAAAACAGACUUCUAAUUAUCCUUCUGGAGAUAAUGGUUUGAACUCACAGUCACAACUGAUAACUUCAGCUGUUGUUCCAAAUUUUGAAUGGACUUCUUCACAGGAAUCAAAUUCACAAGGACAUUCAAGUGUUUCAGCUGAAAAGGUAGAUGCUGAUUCAAAACCAGCUCAGGGUACCACCAAUGGAGUUGGAUUCCAACCUCCAUCUACGGAAAAGAGUUCUAGUGGAAGAAAGGAACUUCCUCUGGACCUUUUUGCUGUAAGCUACCCUCCAGUUGCCACCUCGCAUCCAGGUUGGCAGGCUGUAACUAAUCGUGUCAUGGAUCACAGCUUGCAGUAUUAUCCCACCCCAGCGACUGCAAGACCAACAAACCCAUUUGAUCUGGAUGAUGGAAAAAGUAGUAUUUACUCACAAAGUCCUCCUACCAGCAUGCCAGCUUCUACAGGCUUAACUCACGGUUAUAACUACCAAGCCGAAGCCCAAUAUCCAGGCUCAUACGUGGGGCAACAGUCGUAUGGGAAUAUUCCAUCUUUAAGAGCACAGGGAGUAGAUAACUCUGGAGGAUCCUCGUUCCCACGUCCUUUUGGGUCCUUCAACGCCGCACCUGCGCAGCCAAGUAGCAGAUAUCCAGCCCCUAAUACAGACCCAGUUGCUCCUUCCUUUGGCAACAACCCCUUUGGAUAGGCUUCACAAAAUCUCUGUGCCUCCCGAAAUCAGGUCAUCUCCUUCGCCUUCCUUCCUAUGUUUCCAGCAUACUUCUAAUCUAUAGGAUAUCUCCAUGAAGUAAGUAUAUAUUAGGAUGCGACUUGUGAGUGCUGAAAAAAUGAUCUGCAUGUACAGAUUUACCCCUGAGAUCAUCAUAUAGAAACUAACCAUAUGACUGCUCCUAAAAUGGUGACUUACCCUUGUGAUGAGUCAUCGUGACAUUGGUUUUAUAAUGUAUGAUUUGUUUUUCUUUUGAACUAUUGAUAAUUUUGAGCGUUUUGAAGAUGUGUAUUAUACUGUGGAUUGUGUUUGUAUCUUUUGUAAUAGAGACAAUGAAUUGAAAAUCUGGAACUAUG